GUGAAGUUUGAUCAUUUUGCACGAAAUUUGCAACAGCAUUGCCGGGCGAACGAAUUGUUUGGAAUCGUAGUCGGCGGUUACUUCUAGUUUGGCGUUGAUGUUUAGUGUUCAUGAUUUUUCAAAUUGACACAGUUGUGCUAAAUUUUUAUUGUGUGGUGAACCUUUUUUGUUGUUGUUCGGAUCAACUGUCCCGUGAAAGUGAUUCAAAUUUAUUGGGUUGAAUACUGUGAUUCCUUUAACGACUAUGAAAAUGCCUGCUCUCAAUGUGGGACACGUCAGUACACCGGAGCCUCACUAUAUUCCAGGUUACACCGGAUACUGUCCCCAAUUGAUGUACCGAAUUGGAAAUACAUACUCAUCACUGUCCCACAAAUUGUUACUGGAUCCGUCGGUAGCUCACUCGGAAAAGCUGAUACUUUCUGACCGCUCUACGGACGAGUACCAGGUUCAUCGUCCAACACUGAAAGAAAUUGAUGCCACUGGAACCAUUAUCCCGCGACAUGAAGACAUGGACAAUCGCGACGUGAUUUACCAGAAGUCACUGAUGCCCGGUUACGAGGGAUACAUUCCACGGACGCAAAGCAAAUUCGGGCGACGCUACGCAGUGGUUACCAGCGAAGGUUUGGACGAAUUCGAGCGGGAUUGUCAACGAACGCGCGCUCAGAUGAAGAAACUGAGACAUCGGACAGCCCAACCGAUUUCUUCUAUUUCGGAGUUCAGUUUUGGUGAUAGAAUGCAGUUCCUUAAAAACGAUUAUCGUUUCCCACUUGAAGCCACUCGACCGGAUGCAUUAAGUGUUUGCAAAGAGGUUCCAGUUGAAAAUCUUCCACCACUACCCGAGUUGCCAUACAGCCAGCAUACUCCACCCCAUUUCAUGGAGAAUAAUAGCAAGGAGAAGUAUACCAUACUAGGUUACACUGGCCACAAACCGUUCCUGUGGCCACGUUUCGGAGAGCCGAAUGCAACAUUGACAAAGAAAGCAUUUUGUGAAUUCACCAACAGUUAUGCGCAUCAGAGAAGCACAGAAUGGGUACCGAUAGCGCCAGCCGGAAUGGGGACAUGCCAACCUAGUGCAUCAAUUAAUCAAAUCUAUAUGAAAAAUAUAGGGUUGGUACCCAGCUACAUGGGUCACGUACCGGGAUCACUUUUCAGGUACGGGAAAACUUUUGGUAACGACAGUAGAGAUGCUAAAAAGUGCCUGAAAAAAUGUUAUGAAGAAUAAUUUUUACAGUUAUUAUUAGAUCAAUAAACUUUUGGGUAGAUAAUUAUUGCAGUAA
Messenger RNA from Topomyia yanbarensis, 1277 nucleotides. Its product is annotated as UPF0605 protein GA14893-like. The transcript is spliced from 6 exons. NCBI's taxonomy places the organism in Eukaryota, Metazoa, Arthropoda, Insecta, Diptera, Culicidae. The coding region runs from base 245 to 1222 and encodes 325 amino acids. The record is from RefSeq and is a predicted model, not a curated record.